AUGAAGUGGGUAAAGAGAUCAGUCUUAAGGGCCGUAGCUUGGCUGGUCAUACUUGCAUUCUGCUGGGGGCAGACGGAAGCGAAUCUGCAAGGGAGUUGGAAACUCUUGUUAGAAAACGGUGGAAUAUCGUCAAUGCAUGCGGUCUUACUCCAUACUAACAGAGUUCUCAUGUUCGACCGGCUAGACCGGGGCCCGUCCAAUAUCACCCGAACCGACCCGGCCUGCACUAACGUAGCCUGGCCUCUUUCUUUCGAUUCGGAGUGCUGGGCGCACUCGGUGGAAUACGAUAUUGCGACCAAUAAAGUGAGGCCGCUGCACCUGGUCACGGACACAUGGUGCUCUUCGGGUGCAAUUCUCAGCGACGGGACUCUCCUCCAAACCGGAGGUGGUGGACUGGGUGAGAAUACUACUCGCACUUUUAAACCAUGCUCCGACCAUACCUGCGACUGGGUUGAAUCCACUACCGAGAAGCUGAGUUUCAAGAGGUGGUAUGCCUCUAACCAGAUCUUGCCUGACAAUCGGAUCGUCGUUGUGGGAGGCCGCCAGUCGUUUAGCUACGAAUUUGUCCCCAAGAAAAAGCCCCAUGAUUUCUAUGAUCUUAACUUCCUUUUGCAGACAACUACUAAUGUAAUCGAGGAGAACAAUCUGUACCCGUUUGUGCAUCUGUCUUCAGACGGCAAUCUGUUCAUCUUCGCCAAUAAUGAAUCCAUUCUGGUGGACUACAAGACAAACCAGGAGAUCAGACGUUUCCCACAAAUGCCUGGAGGGGGCGCACGGAACUACCCGAGCACAGGCUCUUCAGUCAUGUUACCGCUGGACUUCGCCGACAAUUUUGCAAGAGUUGAGAUUAUGAUCUGCGGAGGAACACCCUUGGGAAACUUCAUAAAGGCGGACCAGCAAAAGGUAUACCUCAAGGGUCUGAACAACUGCGGGAGAAUUGAGGUCACCUCUGAGAACCCAGUGUGGCAGAUGGAGAACAUGCUCGGGCCCAGAUUGAUGGCCGACAUGAUCAUUCUUCCCACGGGCGAAAUUCUCCUAAUCAACGGCGCACAACAGGGAUCUGCCGGGUGGCAAGAUGCGCGGGUGCCCAGGCUCAACCCGUGGCUCUACAGACCGGCACAGCCCGAGGGUAACAGAUUUACUGUCCUGGCUCCCUCAAGCAUUCCUCGAAUGUACCAUUCUACUGCAAAUCUUCUUCCCGACGGACGGAUCCUCGUGGCCGGAAGCAACCCAAAUGAUUAUUAUAACUUCACCGACGACGUAUAUUCCAAAACCGAGCUGCGCGUGGAGGCCUACAGUCCUUAUUACCUGGACCAGCAAUACGAUCUGGUUCGACCCAGUAUUCAGUUCGUUGGACAGUUCGAAGCGAUCCCUUACGCAUCCAUAUUCAAAGUUCAGUUCACAGUCGGUGGCACUCUAAGCCAGGACCUUCGUUUUCACGCCUACGCCCCUCCCUUCAAUACCCACAGUGUUUCCAUGAGCCAGAGAAUGCUGUCGCUCGCUGCCACACCGGUUGCAAAAGAAAAUGGACUUUACUCCGUGUUCUUGAUGGCUCCGCCGACCCCGGUGGCUGCUCCUUCUGGGUAUUAUCUGCUUUAUGUUGUCAAUGGAGGUAUUCCUAGCCAGGGGCAUUGGAUUCGCUUCGUGUAA
Molecule: messenger RNA, 1650 nt
Organism: Cryptomeria japonica (Japanese cedar)
Lineage: Eukaryota; Viridiplantae; Streptophyta; Pinopsida; Cupressales; Cupressaceae
Product: aldehyde oxidase GLOX-like
Exons: 1
Coding region: 1-1650 (549 amino acids)
Source: RefSeq, a predicted model, not a curated record